UCACUCAGGUGGACUGUGGUGGAGAGUCAGGAUUGUAGCUCCAAGUAGCCGCUCGUGGUGCGCGUGCACGAACCCUCGGACUAGGCUGGAGAUGGCGACGGCGGAGGACAAGCCGGAGGACAAGCGCACGUCUCCGGAGCCCGCGGAGCUGCCGGCCGCCGUACGCGCGAGCAUAGAGCGGAAGCGGCAGCGGGCGCUGAUGCUGCGCCAGGCCCGGCUGGCGGCUCGGCCCUACCCCUCGGCGGCGGCGGCCACAGGAGGCAUUACCAAUGUAAAAGUCCCUCCCAAAAUGAUUGACACCAAAGGAGGCUUCAUUUUAGAAGAAGAGGAAGAAGAGGAACACGAGACUGCAAAUGUUGUUCACGAACCAGGGCCUGUCAUGGAGUUCGAUUAUGUGAUCUGUGAAGAAUGUGGGAAAGAGUUCAUGGACUCGUACCUUAUGAGCCACUUUGAUUUCCCAACAUGCGAUAGCUGCAGAGAUGCUGACGAUAAACACAAGCUUAUAACCAAAACAGAAGCCAAGCAGGAAUACCUUCUGAAAGACUGCGAUUUAGAGAAGAGAGAGCCCGCGCUUAGGUUCAUCGUGAAGAAGAACCCUCGUCACGCACAGUGGGGUGAUAUGAAGCUCUACUUAAAGUUACAGGUUGUCAAGCGGGCUCUUGAAGUUUGGGGUAGCCAGGAAGCACUGGAAGAUGCAAAGGAAGUAAGGCAGGAAAACCGAGAGAAAAUGAAGCAGAAGAAGUUUGAUAAGAAAGUCAAAGAACUGCGGCGAGCAGUAAGAAGCAGUGUGUGGAAAAGAGAAACAGCCGCUCACCAACAUGAGUACGGACCAGAGGAAAGCUUAGAAGAUGAUAUGUUUCGCAAGACUUGUACCAUGUGUGGCCACGAGCUGACAUAUGAAAAAAUGUGACUUUUAAAAACAUUUAUAUUCAAAUAAAGGCUCUCUUCAGAUGUACCACAGUGUAGUCUUUUUAGAAACGCUUUUUAGAAAAACCCUCAUGUGAUGGAUAUGCUUAAAGAAAAAUGGUCCACAGGUCCACCUGCACAUACAUGCGCACACCUCUGUGUGCCCCUUUCCUUUGCACACAUGGAAGUAAAAAUCAAAGUGACAAGUUAGAACUACUCCACGGGGAACAAGGGACACAGUAAAUCCUAGCCUGGCAUAGGAGGAAGCACUUUCAGGUGAGGCUAAUGGAACUGAACUUAGCUCAGGGAGCACAGGUCUGAUGUGAACUGCUGUGAAGUCUUCAGCAAUGGCAACAGCGAGAUGCCUACAGAAACGGCACCCUGCCUCAGCGGGUGCCCAGGGCCCCAUUCUUCAGGAUCUUCACGCAGCAAUUUGGAAAUGAUGGGUCAAAAGGGAAAAAGGCUACUUUCAAAGUUGAGUAUCAAGACUUUCAUCAAAAGCAUUACACUAACACUUGAGUACUCUUAUCUGCCUUACAAGUUCUCAUCUAAUGGUAACAACUUGCUUCCAUAUUUAACACUUCUGAGGUUGGAAGUGACAGUUCAAAUAUUAUUUCUCCAUAGCCAUUUGUAUCAAUUCAGCUAGCCAGAUUUUUCUUCAGUCUCGUUAAAAGUACUAUCAAAAAGUACCAUUAAAAACAACUAUCAGAAGCAACCAUUAUAUGUGAAAAAAAGAUCAAGAGAGAGAAGGCAGUGGUGGCACACACCUUUAAUCCUAG
Messenger RNA from Microtus ochrogaster (prairie vole), 1685 nucleotides. RefSeq names its product XPA, DNA damage recognition and repair factor (gene Xpa). Gene Ontology annotation, biological process: nucleotide-excision repair, DNA damage recognition; UV-damage excision repair; base-excision repair. Gene Ontology annotation, molecular function: damaged DNA binding. Gene Ontology annotation, cellular component: nucleotide-excision repair factor 1 complex. Lineage: Eukaryota; Metazoa; Chordata; Mammalia; Rodentia; Cricetidae. The record is from RefSeq and is a predicted model, not a curated record.